UGGAUCCGAGCGGCGCUGGGAUUAAAUUCGCGCUAAACUGGUGUUCGGCCACACUGUGCAGUGUACGGUUAGAGGUUCUCCACCCGGACCUCUGCUGUGCGCAGCGCUGAGCCGGAGACACCCGCCUGUAUAGGGCCUUGCGCCUGUCGAGCACGAGCCGGGCCGGGCCGACCCAGUGACACAGGUCAAGGUCGGACACAGCGGACACAGCACCUUGCAGUAUGUCUGAUGACGAGGGCGACACGUCGUCUCCGGAGCACCCUCGGCAGCUGGUGCCGGCGCUGCUGCAGCAGUUCUACUUCCUCGGCUGGGUUACCGGCACCGGCGGCGGCAUCUCGAUCCGCCGCGGCGAGCACAUCUACAUCGCCCCUUCGGGCGUGCAGAAGGAGCGGGUACAGCCCGAUCAGCUGUUCGUGCAGACCGUGGACGGACGCGAUGUGUUCGUGCCGGAGGGACAGCUGAAGCGCAGCGCGUGCACGCCACUCUUCAUGCUGGCGUACCGUCUGCGCGGCGCCGGCGCGGUCAUCCACACCCACUCUCAGGCGGCGGUGCUGGCCACCCUGCUGUGGUCUGGCCCAGAGUUCCGCGCCACGCACCUGGAGAUGAUCAAGGGCGUGUGGAACGACGAGCUGGGCCGCUGUCUGCGCUACGACGAGCAGCUGGUGGUGCCGAUCAUCGAGAACACGCCGCGAGAGGAGGAGCUGGAGGACUCCCUGGAGGAGGCCAUCAGGCGCUACCCCGGCUCGCCGGCGGUGCUCGUGCGUCGCCACGGGGUCUACGUCUGGGGGAGCACCUGGCAGCGGGCCAAGACCGUCUGCGAGUGUCUCGACUACCUGUUUCAGGUGACAGUGGAGAUGCGCCGGUUGGGUUUGGAUCCGACCCAGCCGCCGGCCACGGCCCAGUGACCCGCGGAGACCCCCGCACCGGUCACCGGGCAGCGGGACCAAACUGACAGACCAUCACGCUGUGUCCACUGUGGCAGACGUAUCCGCGAGGGGUCCGCGUGCCCUCCUGCGUCAUGCUGGACAGAGUGGAACGCUCCGUGAGCUGGACAGAGGGGAGUGAGAUAAAUAGUUUCUGUAUCGAUACUAAGCAGGCGCGCACACAGGAUUUUUGAAUGGGGGGGGGCACGACCUUCAAAUUGGGCCCCCCAUGCCGAAGGGCCCCCCCCAAAAAAAAAUACGGCCCACGGGGCUAUAUUUCGGUUGGUUUGAAGCUUGAGCAAUUGGUUUGUCAAUGCAUGGUAAAAUAAUUAUUUCGGUACCUACCAGCUUAAUUUUCAAAACAUAUAUAUUUUUACGCUAGCAUGUUUUUUUACAAAUGCGACUCAGAGCCGGCACAUAUACCUAAUCAUCUAAUUUAUUACGUAAAACAUUUCAUUAAUAAACAUUUUUGCAAGUC
Amphibalanus amphitrite is the source of this 1401-nucleotide messenger RNA. RefSeq names its product probable methylthioribulose-1-phosphate dehydratase. The record is from RefSeq and is a predicted model, not a curated record. Lineage: Eukaryota; Metazoa; Arthropoda; Thecostraca; Balanomorpha; Balanidae. Gene Ontology annotation, molecular function: metal ion binding; methylthioribulose 1-phosphate dehydratase activity. Bases 222 to 905 code for a protein of 227 amino acids. The transcript has 2 exons. Gene Ontology annotation, cellular component: cytoplasm.